AUGACGCAAGCAGGGUGGGAGGCGGCCGAGCCUCAAGGGCUUGGCAAGGCCCUUUUGGUUGUGACGAUCACAUUCACGGCGGUGAUGUCGCUGGUGUUCUUUCUCCGAAUUGGAAUUCGUCUCCGGUACCAGGAAUUGAUGAGGGAGGAUUAUCUCAUGGGCGCUGGCUACAUGUUGAAUCUUGUCCAGAACGCCUUUGCCUGCUAUUGCGCGUACAACGGAAUCGGGCUGCCUGAUUCGGAUAUCCCUGGAGGUAAACAAGGGCCGACGUACAACGAGGGUCUAAAAGCUGUGUUCCUUUGGCAGUUGUUCUACCUCACUUCCAUGGCUUUUAUUAAAAGCAGCAUCUGUCUUACAAUUCUACGAAUCGCCAUUAUUCGCUGGCAACGAAUCCUUCUGUGGACGAUCAUCGGAUGCAGUUUCUUCGUCGCCAUCAUGCUCGACAUCUUCAUCCUCGUCGAAUGCCAACCCAUGCAGAGAAUCUGGAACGAGGCGCCCGGCUGGUGCUACCCCGACUCCGCCAAAGUCGCCAUUACAUUUAUCACUUCUGGCGUCAACAUCGUUACCGAUUGGAUUUGUACUAUUCUGCCCAUUUUCAUCAUCUGGAAACUCCAGAUGCCAAAGCAGAGAAAAAUUGCGCUUUGCGCCGUCCUGGGAGCUGGAUCUCUUGCCUCCAUUGCCACCCUCGUUCGCUUACCAUCAGCUAAGGCUUAUUUUGAAACCGAUGAUUAUCUUAAGGUGCUUGGAACCAAGGUUACGUGGACGAUUAUCGAGACCGACGUUGCUGUGAUUGCGGGAUGCCUACCAGCCCUCCGUCGACUCGUCAAGGGUCUGAGUUCCAACCGGCCUUCCGACGCGUACCGCAGCUCAGACAACAAGCUUUUGGGUUUCAUAAGCUGGAAGAGCUCGAAGAAGGGAAGCAAAGGAAGUCAAAAGGAUUCGCAGAAGGGAACCCCGAAGAUCCCUAUGAACCCCUACAGCCCCUACAGGACGGACAUGCCGAAUGACAGCCUCGAGGAAGUCGGUAGCACCAAGGGUAUAAUACUGCCGGGGACUGCAAAGUAA
Messenger RNA from Clonostachys rhizophaga, 1065 nucleotides. The record is from the annotation of a GenBank genome assembly. NCBI's taxonomy places the organism in Eukaryota, Fungi, Ascomycota, Sordariomycetes, Hypocreales, Bionectriaceae.